Macrosteles quadrilineatus (aster leafhopper) is the source of this 548-nucleotide messenger RNA. RefSeq names its product peptidoglycan recognition protein 1-like. The coding region runs from base 1 to 543 and encodes 180 amino acids. The record is from RefSeq and is a predicted model, not a curated record. Lineage: Eukaryota; Metazoa; Arthropoda; Insecta; Hemiptera; Cicadellidae. Gene Ontology annotation, biological process: peptidoglycan catabolic process. The transcript has 4 exons. Gene Ontology annotation, molecular function: zinc ion binding; N-acetylmuramoyl-L-alanine amidase activity.
AUGGAGGAGCCAACUGCAGUAGUACCUGAACCAGGGGAAACACUGGAUAUAAUCUCCAGGGCGGAUUGGAACGCUGUGGGUCCUCCGGAUGGAAGAAUGAUGUUAGCCGCUUCAGUGUUACUGUUUGGCCACACCAAGUCAUACGUGGAGAGGUUGAGAAGGAAUGUACACAACUUUGACUGCAACACCACAGACAGCAACAAAGAGAAAAUGCGAGCGAUGCAGGACUUUGACAGCAGAUAUUUCGGCGACAUAAGAUACAGUUUUCUAAUUGGUGGAGACGGUAAGAUAUAUGAGGGCCGUGGAUGGAACAAGAGUCCCGCAGUACCGAAAAAGUUCCAUAGUCUCGAGGACAGGAGUUUAUUUAUUGCCAUGUUGGAACCCCUUCCAGAUAGAUCAGGUGUCCAAGAAAUGCUGAAUGCGAGAAAUAAACUCAUCAAGGAAGGAAUCUCUCGUGGGUUCAUCAAAGCCAACUGUUUAGAAGUGACAGUGGGUAAUAAAUUGUUUUGGUCUCACUUUAGAUCAUUCCUUUCAAGAAUUUAAAUUAA